AUGGCUGCUCGUGGCAACCUUGUCUGUUGGACGGUCUGCAGAUUCAAUGAGCCACCUUUCGAGAUCGCAAAUCAGCCUUCGAGCUUCCGCCUCAAACAAUGCGUUGAGCUCUUAAUUCUCCGAAUGUCUCAGCGCUUCACGAACGGCCUCAGGAGUCCGACACCACAGUCUCCCACUUUCAACAUCCACAGGCCAGCAGAGAGCCCAGCUUACAAGCAGAAGACGGGCACAGACGGUCUCACCGGGACACGCGAGAGAAUCCGAUGCUUUUUGGUCCCUUUGCGACCCUUCUUGCUCUUCUUCUUCUGGCCGUUCGAAGAGCCAGCUUUGCCCUUGCCUUACCCGGAAGGAUCGGAGGAGGAACCGGCAACAACCUCGUCGUCUGGACACUUGCAGUAA
Aspergillus mulundensis is the source of this 399-nucleotide messenger RNA. RefSeq lists its product as uncharacterized. The record is from RefSeq and is a predicted model, not a curated record. The transcript has a single exon. Bases 1 to 399 code for a protein of 132 amino acids. Lineage: Eukaryota; Fungi; Ascomycota; Eurotiomycetes; Eurotiales; Aspergillaceae.